AUGGACAAUCUUGAUCUACAACUCGGAUGGGACGAAUACAUAUCUAAGGAACGAAAGCAAGUUGCUCUACAAAUGAGCUUGCUAAAUAUUAAGGACCCAAUGAUUCGUCGUUACACUGGGAUUAGUGAGCGGUCAUUGCGAUAUCUUCGGAAGGCAUAUUGGGAGACUGGCGAAGUUGUGAGGACACCAGUUAUUACUUAUUCUCAGUACUACAUAUAUGUUAUUUCUCAGUUCCUUGAGGCGUGUAUCAAGCGACAACCAGAUAUUCUCCUCACCGAGAUGCAAGAUCAACUGCGGGAGACUUGUGGUGUUGAAGUUUCGAUUACAACAAUUUCAAGAAUGAUAUGUAGGUGA
This is a messenger RNA of Suillus subalutaceus, 354 nucleotides long. RefSeq lists its product as uncharacterized. Bases 1 to 354 code for a protein of 117 amino acids. The record is from RefSeq and is a predicted model, not a curated record. NCBI's taxonomy places the organism in Eukaryota, Fungi, Basidiomycota, Agaricomycetes, Boletales, Suillaceae. The transcript is spliced from 2 exons.